CGCCGCCAGUAUGGCUGGGCCAUGGCGGCGAGCACAGGUUACGUGCGGCUGUGGGGCGCAGCCCGCUGUUGGGCCCUGCGGCGGCCACUGCUGGCCGCUACCGGGAGGCGGGUCCCGUCCGCGGCCGGAGCUUGGUUACCCAGAGGCCGGCAGCCCUGCGACGCCUCGCCUCCUUGGGCGCUUUGGAGCCGAAGCCCGGCGGCCGCGGGCCAGUGGCGAGCGCUUUGGGAGGCGAGCAGCCGCGGCCUCGGGUCUUUCUCGGGCGGCGAGGACGCCUCCGACGGUGGCGCGGAGGAAGGGUCUGGGGGCACGGGGGGCGGCUCAGGCAGCGGGGAAGGGCCGGUCAUAACGGCACUCACGCCCAUGACGAUCCCGGACGUGUUCCCGCACCUGCCGCUCAUCGCCAUCACCCGCAACCCGGUGUUCCCGCGCUUUAUCAAGAUCGUCGAGGUUAAAAAUAAGAAGCUGGUUGAGCUGCUGAGAAGGAAAGUUCGUCUAGCCCAGCCCUAUGUCGGCGUUUUCCUAAAGAGAGAUGACAACAAUGAGUCUGACGUGGUGGAAAGCCUGGACGAGGUCUACCACACGGGCACGUUCGCCCAGAUCCACGAGAUGCAGGACCUCGGGGACAAGCUGCGCAUGAUCGUCACGGGCCACAGAAGGAUUCGUAUCAACAGACAGCUGGACGUGGAGCCCGAGGAGCCCGAGGGGGGCAACAAGCAGAAGCGUAGGAAGGCCAAGCGUGGCAAGAAGGAGGCAGAGGAGGACCCUGUCGCCAAGCUGCAGCUGGAGGUGGCUGCUGAGCCCGCCGACGCCCUCAACGAGGUGCUCAUGGUAGAAGUUGAGAACGUGGUCCAUGAAGACUUCCAGGUCACGGAGGAGGUGAAGGCCCUGACCGCUGAGAUCGUGAAGACCAUCCGGGACAUCAUCGCCUUGAACCCUCUCUACAGAGAGUCAGUGCUGCAGAUGAUGCAGGCGGGCCAGAGGGUGGUGGACAACCCCAUCUACCUGAGUGACAUGGGGGCUGCGCUCACUGGAGCCGAGUCCCACGAGCUGCAGGAUGUGCUGGAGGAGACUAAUAUCCCCAAGCGGCUGUACAAGGCCCUCUCCCUCCUGAAGAAGGAGUUCGAGCUGAGCAAGCUGCAGCAGCGCCUGGGCCGUGAGGUGGAGGAGAAGAUCAAGCAGACGCACCGCAAGUACUUGCUGCAGGAGCAGCUGAAGAUCAUCAAGAAGGAGCUGGGGCUGGAGAAGGAGGACAAGGAUGCUAUCGAGGAGAAGUUCCGUGAGCGGCUCAAGGAGCUGGUGGUGCCCAAGCACGUGAUGGACGUGGUGGACGAGGAGCUGAGCAAGCUGGGUCUGCUGGACAACCACUCCUCCGAGUUCAAUGUCACGCGGAACUACCUGGACUGGCUCACGUCCAUCCCGUGGGGCAAGCACAGUGAUGAGAACCUGGACCUUGCGCGUGCACAGGCCGUGCUGGAGGAGGACCACUACGGCAUGGAGGACGUCAAGAAGCGCAUCCUGGAGUUCAUUGCUGUCAGCCAGCUCCGAGGCUCCACCCAGGGCAAGAUCCUUUGCUUCUAUGGCCCCCCAGGUGUGGGCAAGACCAGCAUCGCCCGCUCCAUUGCCCGUGCCCUCAACCGCGAGUACUUCCGCUUCAGUGUGGGCGGCAUGACUGACGUGGCCGAGAUCAAGGGGCACAGGCGGACGUACGUGGGGGCCAUGCCUGGGAAGAUCAUACAGUGUCUGAAAAAGACCAAGACGGAGAACCCCCUGGUCCUCAUAGAUGAGGUGGACAAGAUCGGCCGCGGUUACCAGGGCGACCCCUCAUCGGCACUGCUGGAGCUGCUGGACCCCGAGCAGAACUCCAACUUCCUGGAUCACUACCUGGACGUGCCCGUGGACUUGUCCAAGGUACUGUUCAUCUGCACGGCCAACAUCACCGAGACCAUCCCCGAGCCCCUGAGGGACCGCAUGGAGAUGAUCAACGUGUCGGGCUAUGUGGCCCAGGAGAAGCUGGCCAUUGCGGAGCGGUACCUGGUGCCCCAGGCCCGCGCCCUGUGCGGCCUGGAUGAGGCCAAGGCCAAGCUGUCGUCGGAGGUGCUGACGCUGCUCAUCAAGCAGUACUGCCGGGAGAGCGGCGUGCGCAACCUGCAGAAGCAGGUGGAGAAGGUGCUGCGCAAGUCGGCCUACAAGAUCGUGAGCGGCGAGGCCGAGACGGUGGAGGUGACGCCGGAGAACCUGCAGGACUUCGUGGGGAAGCCUGUGUUCACGGUGGAGCGCAUGUAUGACGUGACGCCACCGGGCGUGGUCAUGGGUCUGGCCUGGACCGCCAUGGGCGGCUCCACCUUGUUCAUCGAGACCUCCCUGCGGCGGCCGCUGGACAGGGAGGGCAAGGGGGACAAAGACGGCAGCCUGGAGGUCACGGGCCAGCUGGGAGAGGUGAUGAAGGAGAGCGCCCGCAUCGCCUACACCUUCGCCCGCGCCUUCCUCAUGCAGCACCACCCGGCCAAUGACUUCCUGGUGACCUCGCACCUACACCUGCACGUGCCCGAGGGCGCCACCCCCAAGGACGGCCCCAGCGCAGGCUGCACCAUCGUCACAGCCCUGCUGUCCCUGGCCUUGGAGCAGCCAGUGCGGCAGAACCUGGCCAUGACUGGUGAGGUGUCGCUGACCGGCAAGAUUCUGCCUGUGGGCGGCAUCAAGGAAAAAACGAUCGCGGCGAAGCGCGCAGGCGUGACUUGCAUCGUGUUGCCGGCCGAGAACAAGAAGGACUUCUACGAUCUGGCAGCCUUCAUCACCGAGGGCCUGGAGGUGCACUUCGUGGAGCACUACAGUCAGGUCUUCGGCAUCGCCUUCCCCGGUCCCGAACGGCGGGCCGAGGCGCUGGCCGUGGAGCGGUGAUGUCCGGCCACGGCCGGAGGGACACUGACCUCGGCCCCCGCGGGGCUGCAGCCCAGGGACAGAGCGGCGCCCAAUCAUGGCGCGGCGCGCCCGGGCCCCUGUAUUUAAUCAUGAGUAAAGACGCCUUUACACA
Perognathus longimembris pacificus (Pacific pocket mouse) is the source of this 3034-nucleotide messenger RNA. It is a transcript of the gene Lonp1, whose product is annotated as lon peptidase 1, mitochondrial. The transcript is spliced from 18 exons. Gene Ontology annotation, cellular component: mitochondrial matrix. Gene Ontology annotation, biological process: mitochondrion organization; chaperone-mediated protein complex assembly; protein catabolic process. Gene Ontology annotation, molecular function: ATP hydrolysis activity; ATP-dependent peptidase activity; single-stranded DNA binding. The coding region runs from base 22 to 2901 and encodes 959 amino acids. Lineage: Eukaryota; Metazoa; Chordata; Mammalia; Rodentia; Heteromyidae. The record is from RefSeq and is a predicted model, not a curated record.